AUGUCAACAUCACUUGCUGAAUCUCUUGCAUUUAUUGCUCAAGAAAUGUGCAUUUAUUUUGGUAUUCCUCUACUCAUUGUCGGUACACUUGGGGGACUUCUCAAUGUCAUUGUAUUUCUAAGUCUUCGAACGUUUCGACAAAGUUCAUGUGCAUUCUACUUAACAAUCAUGUCAAUUGUCAAUGUUGGUCAGUUAAUAACAGGCCUCUUAGCUCGUAUAAUGAUCACCGGCUUUGGUAUUGAUUGGACACAAACUUCAUUAAUCUUCUGUAAAUUACGAUAUUUUCUUUUUCCAAUUGCUGCAUUAAUCUCAUUUACAAGUAUUACAUUGGCGACAAUUGAUCAAUACUUUGCAACUUGUUUUCGUCCUCGCUGGCAACAAUGGAGUAAUAUUCAAGUGGCUCAUCGUCUAACGGCAGUAUCUAGUAUCAUAUGGAUUCUACAUGGAAUUCCAUAUUUGAUCUUUUUCAAUCAAAAUCUUUCGCCUACUACAGGCAAAGCCACUUGUGCAUCUCAAAACAAUAUCUUUUUACAAUAUCGUACUUAUUUUGUCACUCUUGUCCUUACAGGUGUUCUUCCUGUUAUCAUUACAAUCUUGUUCGGAUUCUUGGCAUAUUAUAAUGU
Rotaria sp. Silwood1 is the source of this 623-nucleotide messenger RNA. The record is from the annotation of a GenBank genome assembly. Lineage: Eukaryota; Metazoa; Rotifera; Eurotatoria; Philodinida; Philodinidae.